Molecule: messenger RNA, 3136 nt
Organism: Armigeres subalbatus
Lineage: Eukaryota; Metazoa; Arthropoda; Insecta; Diptera; Culicidae
Exons: 2
Coding region: 815-3136 (773 amino acids)
Molecular function (GO): zinc ion binding; nucleic acid binding
Source: RefSeq, a predicted model, not a curated record
AGGUGAGCUGACGAUGAAAGGAUUUUGGUAAAAUUAUUCCUCUACAAUUAUGCCUUCUCCAAACACAGUGCUCGGGCAAAGAUUGCCAGUGGCCGGCGAGCGACCCAGUCGUGGGUAGAAGCGGAUUCGGAAUUAGCUUCGUUGGCAGAAGAAGGAGCCCUGACUAAGGGGCUUCUUUUAUAGAUCGAAUUUGGCUCCUGAAUCCCAUCAGUCGCGGGCGAGUCGGACGGCCUUUGGACACGAGUACUGUCGACGAGUGAACCGAGGAGACGCCUACGGUGCAGGGUGCGUCGGCGCAAAAGUCAUAGGUCGAGCUGCUGGCUGUGCGAGCGCCUGGUGGCGAUUACUCGAAUCAGUCGGCCACUCAUGCAAGGUUGCUGAACGGUGGCUGAGAAGAAGAUGAUCAUGCAGUCCGCGCAGCGUCGGUCCAGCGGCGAUCAGCAAGGGCGAUGCGGCGAACGUGAGUCAGUGCUCUUAGUUUAAGACUUUAAAGCAAACAGAAUAGGGUUUAGAGCAGGGGAAGCAUGAAAAUCAUGUUUAAUAUAAUGUGUUGAUAUUUGAGACGUUUUGUUUUAUUUGGUUGGUGCCUUUAGCCUUCAGUGUUUGUGUUUGAUUCACCUCGGUAGCUUUUCACCUUGCUCUACCAUAAGGGAACUUCAUAACACUGGCGCCCAACUAAAUAUCCCACGUAUUUGUCAUUACCAAUUAGCUAAAUUGAGCGGCUUUUUGAGUUUUAAGGAUAGUUCAGCUCGCACGAAGUUUGUGCAGCUUACAUGGUUGGUUAGGAUUAAGAUUUAUAUAAGCUCAUUUGAAGAUGGACUUAACACACUUGAGUAACGAGGAAAUUGAUUACGAGCUAGCACUUCGUUUCGUAGUUAACCUCGGACCUUGUACCCACCGAAACAAGGUCUUGAAACUAAAAGAUCUGAUGGCACAAGAAGGCCAGCUUCAAGAACCGGCUUGUCACAGCUCAGAACAUGUGAUGAGCUCGACUUCAAAUUUGGAAAUCUGUCAACUCAGGAUCGGGGAGCUAAGAAAGCUCGUGGAUGAAGCGGUGCAAAUUAAAGACACUUUUGCCAUCGCACAGUUACGUUCGCGUCUCAUCCAUUACAAAACCAGGUUGGAAAUCAUUCAACCCCUCGCGGCUUUCGUGAGCAUAAAAGAUACGUUAUGCUCGCUUGUCAAAGUGCUAUUAGACGAAGUGGAUUGUGCAUUGGUACAUUAUGAGAAGCGAACAGAUCGGGGUGAGAGUGCAGUGAUAGUGUCAAUCCCACCAGAAGAAUUUGGGCAGAAAGACAACGAGAAUCUCGACUCAGUGCAACAGAAAAACUCCAACGAAGCGUACUCACUCUUAGGAAUGGACAACAUCUUGCACCAGCAGGGCAAUGCAUCCGCAAACCUCAUCGACCCUGGUUUCGCGGAAACAGCCCAAGAAGAAUUGCCAUAUGAACAAAGAAGUUUCGAUAACAGAAGAAGCACUGUUGAAAUCCCGUUUUCAAGAGUGAACGGUGACAAAGACAACCAACAUCCACACAACACCAGCAUUAGAGAAGAGCAUGAACCGCAUUUGUCAGCAACUAGUUCCCCACUAGCAGUUGGUCGAGGAAGAGGAUUAACGAUAAGAGGCCUACAGGACGCGCGAUCCAACAUUAGCGGGAGAGGAAGAUCUACGCAGAGCACGGAAACGAGGCAACACGGUAACGAACACAUACAUAACAACAAUGACCUCACAUUCCGAAACAUCAUAUCCAAUAAUGCAAGCCUUUAUGCAGACCUGGUGGAACGGCUGGCUCGGAGGGAGCGACGAGAAAGGGCACCACGACCAGAGCGAUGGGAAGACCGAAGAAUGAUGAAAGCAGUUCACAAUUGGCCGUUCAAAUUCCGUGGAGAGAAGGACACCACGUCGCUGAAUAUCUUCUUAGACCGGGUAGAGACUUUUGCUGGAUCGGAAGGGAUGAACGACGAAACAUUGCUGUCUUCGAUCAAACAUCUUCUACUAGAUGACGCCCUGGAUUGGUAUGCUCGGGCCAUGUCUCAACGUCGGCUUUAUUCAUGGCAAAACUUCAAGAAUGAAAUCCGGAGGGAAUUUCUACCAAGCGGAUAUGCUCAAAUACUACGACUAGAGGCCAGCUUCCGCUUCCAAGGACAGAGUGAAUCUUUUGCCAAGUACUACCGGGAUAUUGCUGCGCUCUUUCGAUUCAUAUCACCACCAAUGACCGAGGAGGAGAAGUUCUUCAUUGUGAAGAAAAAUAUGAACGCGGACUACGCCGCGAUAGUCACAGCAGCACGGCCGAGAGAUCUGCAAGACAUGGUCGAAGUAUGCACGAGCUAUGACGAAACCAGGAUGCUGUUACACCGACAACGAAGGAUUCCAGUCCCACAUACCUCCCUGUUAGAACCAAACUUCGCGACGCCGGGAAGUUCAGCAAAGACCUUCGCCCAAUCGCAACCUCCAAGAUACUCAAGAGUGAAUGCAUUGGAACGCACCGAGAGAUAUGAAGACCAAUCCACGAUGUUAUACGCUACAAAUUCUGAAGAAGGCACGGAUUACGACGAAGAAGAGGAAUUGCAGACGAAGAUGGACCAUCUUGUACAGCAAGUCAAUGCCCUGAAGGGCCAAUUCGACCGAAGACCUUCCAAAACAUUAGCGGGUUUAUCCCAGAACCAGGGGCAAUACCUCCCAGUGCGACAGUCAACAGCGUCCAAUGCACAAAGUCAAAUCCAAACGGGCCAGCAACAACGAUGGCGUUCAAGCCAACAAUCUAGUGUGAAGCAACAACAGGACGCUGGGCGACAAGAGGAAGUUCAGACACACCCCAGUCAAUCGGCGCAAGCGACACAGCAGCUUCAGGCUCCGCAGCGCCAACAAACAUGGAUGGCAGAACAUCAACAGCCAGCAUGGCUGCAGCAAAGUCAGUCCCAUAUAAACCAAAAUGGAGGCCAACAAGCUAGGGAGAACGUUGUUCGUCAAACUAUGACCUGUUGGAACUGCGACGAAGAAGGCCAUCGCUUCAUGGACUGUUCGAAACCGCAAGCGGUGCUAUUUUGUUAUCGUUGCGGAAGGAAGGGGUACUCUUUGCGAAGCUGCUUCACGUGCCGUACGGACGCGGGAAACCAGCAAGCGGGGAAUCAAUAG